Trematomus bernacchii (emerald rockcod) is the source of this 2662-nucleotide messenger RNA. Its product is annotated as B-cell receptor CD22-like. The record is from RefSeq and is a predicted model, not a curated record. The coding region runs from base 65 to 1876 and encodes 603 amino acids. The transcript is spliced from 11 exons. NCBI's taxonomy places the organism in Eukaryota, Metazoa, Chordata, Actinopteri, Perciformes, Nototheniidae.
UCUGCUCAUUGGUGACAGAGGAAAGGCAUCUAUAAACACAUGGUUCCUCCUUCACUUCUCAGAGAUGAGAGGAGCAGCUAUGAGUCUAACUGCAGCAGCGAGUGGAUUAGUUGUCUUCCUGCUCUCUGUGUCAGUGGUUCAGGGUCAGGGUGGCUGGGGAGUGACUUACUCUUCGACUAAGAUCUGUGCAGUGAAAGGAUCAACAGUGGAGAUAAGAUGCAGCUACACAUUCCCAUCUCCAUGGAGAGGCAGUGUUAUCACAGUGGAGAAAACAUUCUGGUUCACUAAAUGGAAAGGUGGUGUACGUGUAGAUCUGACCACAGACCCAGAGUAUGCAGGUCGUGUAGAGGAUCUCUGUGAAAACAACAUCUGCACUCUGAGAAUCAAAAACCUGACAGAGAGCGACUCAGCUGAGUACUGGUUCAGAUUUGAAACAAACCAAGGAGGAAAAUAUAGUGGUUCACCUGGAGUCACUUUGUCCGUCUCAAAUCUCCAGGUCACAUCAGGUACAAACAGACUGUUUUGUCAGAACAGUUGUCCUCAAUCUUCUAAUCCUUCCUACAUCUGGUACAAGAACGGACAAAGUAUUCAGGGAGAAACAUCUGAUUAUACAAGCAACCCAAACAAUGCAGACAGUUAUUCCUGUGCUUUGAAGGGAUAUGAGGACUUUCCCUCUCCUCCAGUGUAUGGUCCAAAGCUCCCCUCUGUGUCAGUGAGUCCCUCUGCUGAGAUAGAGGAGGGCAGUUCAGUGACUCUGACCUGUAGCACUGAUGCUAACCCAGCAGCUAACUACACCUGGUACAAGAAGAAUGGAAAUCAGAAACUUCCUCCUCUCACUACAGAACCAAAGCUUUUCUUCAGCCCCAUCCAGUCCUCUGACUCCGGACAGUAUUUCUGUGCGGCUGAGAACGAGCUGGGGAAACGGACAUCUGAAAUGAUCUCUGUUGAUGUGAAAUAUGCUCCAAAGCCUCCCUCUGUGUCAGUGAGUCCCUCUGCUGAGAUAGAGGAGGGCAGUUCAGUGACUCUGACCUGUAGCAGUGAUGCUAACCCAGCAGCUAACUACACCUGGUACAAGAAGAAUCAAAAUGAACACCUUUCUUCUGUCAAUGAAGCACCACGUCUCGUCCUCAGCUCCAUCCAGUCCUCUGACUCCGGACAGUAUUACUGUACGGCUGAGAAUAAGCUGGGGGUGAAAACAUCUAAAAACAUCUCCAUUGAUGUGAAAUAUGCUCCAAAGCUCCCCUCUGUGUCAGUGAGACCCUCUGCUGAGAUAGAGGAGGGCAGUUCAGUGACUCUGACCUGUAGCAGUGAUGCUAACCCAGCAGCUAACUACACCUGGUACAAGGAGGAUGAAGACUCUCCAAAAGCUUCAGGACAGAUCUUCAACAUCACUGACUUCAGAGCUGAACACAGUGGCAGUUAUUCCUGUGAAGCCCAGAACAAGUUAGGACGUAGUAACUCCAACUUACAUCUGAGUUUGGUGAAAGGAGGAUCAUGGAAGCUACCAGCUGCUGUAACAAUCUCUGUUGUUCUCCUGGCUGUCAUUUCUCUCUCUGUCUUCCCGUGGAUCAGAAGAAAGAGGGCUUCUAGGGACUCCUCUGAGAGUGAAGAGAGAGCGGACAACAGGGAAGAGUGUGUACCUGAUCAGCCGGAGCAGCAGGAGGACCUUCAGUAUGCCACCGUUCACUUCUCCAACAACCGGGCAGACCCUCUUGACUCCAAUUUGAGAGCAGCUCUGCCCUUCAGACACACGGAGCAACAGGAAGUCUCGGAGUACGCUGCCGUCAAGUUCAGCAGUGCUGCCCCGAGGACCAGAGGGCAGGACUCUGAAGAGGAUCCAGCUGCAUUGUACAGCACGGUCAACAAAUCCAGAUAAACACAGCAGGCGUUGCAUUUAUGUUCUAAAAUGUCUGUGAUUCUUUUACAGUAAAAUGUUUAAAAACGGCUUCACUAAGUUUAUACAUUCAACAGUCUUUAUCUUAUGUUUUACUUGGAGUGGGUCACCAGUAUUGAACAUUGAAUAUACAGUCUUUUCAAUUUACAUGAGUUUUUUAAACACAUAUUAUAGUAUCAUUAUAUUUCUAAUUAUGCAUAGCUAUUUAUUUUCCGAUAAAGAAUACAAAAAUAAAACUCACUGCAGUACUCCAAAGUACCCCUAGGGGUAGGCAGUUCAGUGAUUUGUUUUUAUGACUUGCAACCUUUGGAUGGACUGUCUUUACAUUUGGUUCAAAUAGUGGCGCUCCAAUGAUAACUCUUUAUUAUUUGAAGGAUGACCUUUCGUUUGACUACUAUUGGAUUGAGUGACAUGCAUCUCCCACAGGAUAACAUUAUAUGGUUCAACCUGAAUGUUAAUAUAUGCAUUAAGUUUUUUUAUCUAUUUGAAUAUUCAAAUUAAUAUUCAUGAAUUAAGUACAAAUAUACAUGUUUGCUAUUGAAAAACACAUUGGGAUAUUACAGAGGAACAUAAAUUAGCUGAUGUAGCUGCAGUUUCACACUGCUGCCACUAGGGUUUAGUAAAGAGAAGUAUUUCACUCAUAGAAAACUAUUUCCAAGAGCUUGUCAACUAUAAUUCUCUUUUGUGUGUGUACCGACUAUGUUUUGUAUACAGUAUCCUUUGUUUUCCUUUUUCAUGUUCUGUUUUGUAUUGAUUUACUUUAAUAAA